Messenger RNA from Rhizophagus irregularis DAOM 181602=DAOM 197198, 3222 nucleotides. RefSeq lists its product as uncharacterized. Lineage: Eukaryota; Fungi; Glomeromycota; Glomeromycetes; Glomerales; Glomeraceae. The record is from RefSeq and is a predicted model, not a curated record.
AUGCAUACCUCAACUAUUUCUGACCAAACUGUUCGAGGAACUCUCGCCCGCUACGACGGCGCCAGCCCCGGUAAAUACUUAAGUGACUCAGAUAGCUAUAAUGAUAAUGAUAAUGAUUCUGAUUGCAGAUCAGAUGAUUAUAAUAACUACGAGUCUAAUUAUGAGUCCGAUAAUGAAGAAGCUUCCUGCACUUCAACCAGCACUACCGAAGCUGUGAAAGAACGAAAGGUUAAUGUGACAUAUACUUUGAGGCAAGAAAAUUUUAAUGAUAAAUUUUCCCCUAAGGAUUUGCUAAAUGCCAUUCAGGGAAUUCUCUCAUCACCACCUAGAGAUAUGUCGAAUGACAAAGGAUCAUUGGAUUGCCUCCCAAUCUAUUCAUUCUUAUUUCUGAAUGAAAAAGGCUCUAGCUUGUAUAAUGCCUAUGACCGAAGUGAGAUGGAAGAUAAAUUAGUUAUCAAAAUCGACCAAGAUGGUGAUCAUGUCCCCAAAUUUUCUGUUGCCGAUAACAUUUCUGAAGUAUAUGGCUUACCUGGGAUUCAUGAAUGUAUUAAUGGUCAGAAACCUUUAAGAGCCGUGAUUAACAUAGAUGCUUCGCAAAAAGAUAUGGAAACAACUGUAAUCGCUACAUCAUCGGAUCUUAGCAAGUGUAGCUAUCAUAUUUUAUAUGCUCCAGCUCUUCUUAUUGAUCAUUGCGAACUCAAGGCAUUUACUGAAUUAGUAUAUACCAUAACCGGUGAAAAAUUCGGCAAAUAUAUUGAUAGAAUAUUGCCUGGUCAAAAUUUUAACCUCCGCCUAAUUGGUUCGGCAAAAAAAGGUCGUGUAAAGCGUAUUCUUCAAUUCUCUCUAGAUAAUGGCUGGAAUGAACUUGAUCACGCUAGGGUUCAACCACCUACUAGUUUAGGACUUGAAGUAAGACCUCGUAUGCUUAGCACAGAAAAAAAUAAUAAUCCGCUAAGAAUAUCCGUGGGUUUGAAUAUAUUGCAAAAAUUUGCAGAACUAGUUUUACAAAAGCAUUCUAGCUAUCUUAGGGAUUGGAUUAUCGAAGAAAAGGACUUAGAAAACUUCGUAUAUUUUAACCGAAAAGCUCCACUAGGAUGUCCACUCUGCAAACGUAUACAUGACAAGGAUCAGCGUGAUGAGCGAGGGGUAGUUUUUGAAUGUGACCCAUUUAUUGCAGAAAAAAUUCAGCAAGAAAAUAAAAAAUCUCUGCAAUCCUCUCACAAAGUCAAAGUUCUGGGCUUCCCUAAAGCCUUCGUAAAUUUCCCAUCUUGGGCUAAGUAUAAUGAGUCCCUUUCAGCAACAGAAACAUAUGAGGAGAGAUAUGUAAGACCAUUACCGAAUGAAGGCGAUAUCUAUGUAGGUUCGCCUUGGGAGACAGGAAAAACAUAUGUUUUAGAGCAUCUUACUAUAUCUGACGACGUGAAUUUGCUAGUAUUAUCUACGCGCCACUCUUACUCGAAUGCUGUUACUACCAGACUUAAUCUUAAGUCAUAUUGCGAUAUCGAUGAAAAAUUGUAUAAAUUAAUCCAAAAGGCUAGGCGCAUUAUUGUUAUGGAUAAUGACCUAACGGACCUCAACAUUGAAUGGAUUAAGGCCCUUCGUAAGAAUAUACCUUUUUCUAUUAUUCAUAAUACUUACCAGCCUCAGAAAGGUAAGACAUUCCGCUUGGCUCCUAAUAAAGAAACUGUGUUAGCUGAACUUUGGGAUUGGGCUAGGCAAAUAUCUUCACUACCUUUUGAGAAUCGGAAAAGUGCUUCACUUAUCUGCCAUCUUAGAAAAGAUGUACAAGGGAUUGUUUGUACCCUUAAGACCGAUUUUCCAGAAUUGCGAAUCAAGGAAUAUCAUGGUAAAUCUGAUCCAGUAGAAAAGGCUCAAGAUUUUAGCAAUGUAGAAGAAUCAUGGAUCGAUGUAGACCUUGUUGCAUAUACUAGCACUCUAAAAAUAGGGGUAUCUUGCAUUAAUCCUAAGUUUGAACGGGCAUUCUGUCUCUUUAAUAGCUACAUAGAAACAAACGCCAGAACGAAUCAGAUGCUAUUCCGCAUGCGAUGUAUUAAGGAUUAUGUAUGUCAUAUCGAGCAAAGAUCGUCUAAUAUUCCCAUUACAGAGAAAGGGUUAUUCCAAUGGUUGGUGAAUGCCAAACGAGAAUGUCUUUCCCGAGAAUUUCAGAAUAGAGGAAUAUUUCCUGAUAUAGACUCUAUCAUCCGGAAUAAGGAUGUACCAACUAUUCGAUUAUGGGUAGCAUAUAUGUUAGAAAAAUUUCGUUCCUGGUGCUUAUUUGGUUGGAGAAUGGUUGAUUUUCUUAGAGAGGCAGGUAUGAUAAUUUUCAUCAUAGAAUCUGACCCUAAAUCUAAUGAAAAUUCAUUGUCGCAGAUAGUAAAAGCAAAAUGUUCUGUUGUUAAAACGGAGGAGAUAUCAGAUAUAACUAAUGCUAAUAUUCUUGAUCGUGAAACUGCUGAAUUUCUAGAGAAUAAGCCAAGAAAGACUUUAGGAGAAAUGCGUUCUUUAGACUGGCACCAUAUUGUGGAUUGUUAUGGAAUUCCGCCUGAAUCGUUGACCGAGGAUUUCAUCUCGAAAUAUGGGAAUUUCAAUCAUAUGAAAUGGUUUAGAGCUUAUAGGCAAUUACGAGAUGCUGGCACUGGUAAUGAAACGGCUGUUGAGGCUAUCACUCGCAAAGAUUACAGAGAAGAUAGGCUUACAACUAUAACCUGGGCUGAGAAGCAUCGGAUUUGCUUAGAAUUGUUAAAAACUUGUAUACCAGCUAAAGAUAUCGAUGAUAGAUCAAGAUAUAAAGCUGAUGAUGUUAAAACAUGCCUGAAUUCUCCUGGGUCAGUAUCGUAUCUCCAGAAUUUAGUACCAAAAAUGGCUCGGGUUUUUGAUAAUUCAGAUACAUCGCGCAGAGCUAAAAAAUCGGGAUUAAAAAUGAAACAGGCAAAACUUGGUUUACUGAACUCAGCACUACAUGUAACUUAUGGGUUGAAAUUUAAGGCUAUAGAUAAGAAUCGUAGACAUUAUCACCUAGUAGGUUCAUUUGAUAGUAAAGACGCUCCUAGAUUUCCUUUAUAUCAAACGGGUGAAGAAAUUUAUUGGGAAAAUGGGGAAGAUACUCGAUAUGGAUAUAGUAAACUCCCGCCCGAUGAAUUAAUAGAUAAUUUUACUAGUUCUAGCAAAGUGGAUAAUGCGCAAAUUACAGAAGAUAUUCAGGACUUAUUUGAUAUUUGCUAA